Molecule: messenger RNA, 4955 nt
Organism: Acipenser ruthenus (sterlet)
Lineage: Eukaryota; Metazoa; Chordata; Actinopteri; Acipenseriformes; Acipenseridae
Product: thyrotropin-releasing hormone receptor-like
Exons: 3
Coding region: 577-1731 (384 amino acids)
Biological process (GO): phospholipase C-activating G protein-coupled receptor signaling pathway
Cellular component (GO): membrane
Molecular function (GO): thyrotropin-releasing hormone receptor activity
Source: RefSeq, a predicted model, not a curated record
UACGAUCUACUGAAAUACAGAAGUACUCUGUAUUGCUGUAACGAGACGCUGAGCAGAGUGCUUGUUCACUGAUUUGCCAAUCAGUCUGCGUACAGAUUUAAUGAUUCUCUUCAGUUCAUAUGCAUGUCAUUGCGCACUAAUGCUGCUGAAGAAAACGUCUUGAGAGCGCUUUUCACAGCGGUUUCACCCAUUCUUUAUGAAGAGUAAUCCCGGUUCAAGGUGUUUGUAACACAAAUUGUCCCAGACCGCUGUUAUUUAAAAACCAAGAUAAUAAUAAUAAUAAUAAUAAUAAUAAUAAUAAUAAUAAUAAUAAUAAUAAUAAUAAUAAUAAUGAAAACAACAAAAAUAUAUUGUCGGGGUAAUCGUAAAUUGUAAUGCAAGAAGAAAGGAAAAGUAAGAAACAUACUAUUUCAAUCAUUUUAAAACAGAUCCAAACUUUCUGAAAAGGAAUGAUGAUUUGAAAAGAAGUCUUGGAAGAAAAAAACAGCACUUCAUAAUAAAAAGCUUACAAAAAUAAAAUCGGAAACGCUGUUCAUUGACUCACUUCACAGUAGAACCAUUUAAAGAAAAUUGAAGAUGGAGAAUGUGACUUUUUUUCAAGAUAACCAGACUGUAGGAAACUGGACAGAGCCAAGUAUUGAAUACAAGGUAGUGAGUACUCUACUGGUCAUUAUCAUUUGUGGAUUAGGUAUUGUGGGUAAUAUUAUGGUGGUCUUGGUAGUCCUUAUGACCAAGCACAUGAUGACUCCUACCAACUGCUACAUUGUGAGCCUUGCAGUAGCUGAUCUGAUGGUUCUUACUGCAGCAGGUCUACCCAACAUCACAGAAAGUAUCUAUGGAUCCUGGGUUUAUGGUUAUGCUGGAUGCUUAUGCAUUACUUAUCUCCAAUAUUUGGGGAUCAAUGCGUCUUCUUGUUCAAUAACAGCCUUUACCAUCGAGAGGUACAUAGCAAUAUGUCAUCCCAUUAAAGCUCAGUUUCUCUGCACACUUUCAAGAGCUAAGAAGAUCAUCAUAUCUGUCUGGACUUUCACAUCCUGUUAUUGUGUCAUGUGGUUUUAUCUGUCGGACACCAAACAGAACAAUUAUGUAAAUAUGACAGUAGUUGUCUGUGCCUACAAAGUGUCUCGAAACCUCUAUUUGCCCAUUUAUUUCCUGGAUUUUUCAAUAUUUUAUGUGGUGCCCCUAAUGUUAGCCACUGUUCUAUAUGGGCUUAUUGCAAGAAUUCUGUUUUUCAACCCCAUUCUCUCAGACCCCAAAGAGAAUACACAAAAGUUAAGAAAUGCUACCUCUCAUAAAAACAAGAUUUUUAACUCCAAAGCAUCGAGCCGGUGCUCCAGCAGCACAGCUACAUCAAGGAGACAGGUCACCAAGAUGCUGGCAGUGGUGGUCAUUCUGUUCGCCCUCUUGUGGAUGCCCUACCGCACGUUGGUAGUGGUCAACUCUUUCCUUGCCCAAGCAUAUUCUGAUACUUGGUUAAUCCUAUUCUGCAGAAUCUGCAUAUACCUUAACAGUGCGAUCAACCCAGUUAUUUACAACGCCAUGUCUCAGAAAUUUAGAGCAGCCUUCAAGAAGCUCUGCAAAUGUAAGCAACAGCGGUCAGAAAACCCCACCAGCAUGGCUCUCAAUUACAGCGUGAUAAAAGACACAUCCAAUGGAGAAAGCCCUGAUCACUUUACCACGGAAUUACCAAGGAGCUCUCUUUUGAUGACACCUGCUGACCCAGCAAGGUGACUUUUAAGAAAGCUUAAUUCUGUGUUAGGGUUAAUAGAUAGGAGAGAUAACAAAAAUGCAACGUGUAUAUAUUUUCCUACGGAAGCUCAUUAACAUCACAAAGAAAAACAUAUUUAUUGUGUUAUUACUGGAUAAUAUUGUGUUAUUUUGCAAUAGUUAUUGCGUUAUUACAAGAUAGUUUUCAUCAGUGAUAAAGAUGUCAUAGUUUAGCAGAAGUGAAUUGCAGAUGGACAGUGAGAAGCUGUGAAUUAUCUUGAAUAAUGUUGCGGCAAUAUAUUUAAUUACAUACCACUUUGUAGUUUUCCAUAUGCUUAAUGAAAAACUGACAAAAAUUUAAAUCUAACAUGACAUACUGUACUACUAUUAUGGCUUCCGGUAGACUUUUGCGACAUCAUUUUGUAGUUUCUUUGAUUACAUGAUGUUAAAUAAGAGAUAUAAACUAUGUUCAUAUAGUUUUUCAAUCCUAAAAUUCUAUGUGAUGAAAAACUUUUGGCCAUAGCUGUAUAAUGACUUGAAAAUGUUUGUCAAGUCAUUAUACACUGAUGUUUUAGCAAUAGCUAACAAUACUUAUAAUUUCUCUCAUUUAUCAUGUUUGAUGAGAACACCAAAAGGACUACAUAUUUAUGGCUACCAAAUACCGGUGGCUGUACUAUUAAACAACCCCACCUUUGCACUGUUGUAACCUCGAUAUUUUACAUUUGCAAGCACUCUUCAAAAGCCCAUAGUUUCAUGUGUUUUAGAGUGGGCUGCUGGCCUUGUCUUUUAUGAUUAGUUAUCAGGUACGAGUAUUUUUAAGAUACAGUACAUUGGCUCCAUUGUUAUAACCUGCUUCAAUAUAGUGAUUAAACCGCUUCUUCCUUAAUACUUUAAUAAAGACUGUGUUUUAAAGCCUGUUUAAAUAACCUUAACCCUCUAAUCUGAGAGAAUGUUCACCACCACUUAUUUAAAAAGUCAGCUAAUUGUUUGUGAAUAGGGACCUAUCUAUCCUGUAUUUUUCUGGGGCUUGGUUCUAUAUUGCGAAAUCGUAAUUUCAACCGUUUAUCACCUGCAACCUCUAUCGGUUAUCACCUGUUUCUAUAUUCGAGUCGAAUCGUAAUUGGUGUUGGGUUGCAAUACGAUAGGUUGGCUAGCAAAACUGUACUAUCUGAAAAUAGAUGAAUCACGCAGCACAAGGGCAACAUGUAUUUUGAAUGGUCUUGGAAAUCACGUUUGCGUAAUCAUUAUUCAUGUAAGAGACAGAAACUACAGUUUUAAACAACCUAACACCCCAUUUCAUAUUUACCCUAUGUGUAAUUGUAUAUAUUCCCAUGUAAUUUACACAUUUGGAAUUGGACCAUAACCAUAGCGUUGUUUACAUAGACUAAAUAUUUAAUAAUAAGGCUAAUUUAAUAUUUACUUAAAUAAUUAUUAAAUCUCAGAAUAAAAAUCAAACAUAAUGAGCCUAUAUAUUAACCCUUUGCAGUCCAUAGAAUUCUGCACCUGUCAAGCUGUAGGUUGUGUUUGGAGCGGAUAGGAAAAGCAAGAAUGGCAGCUGCCCAAACAGCAACAAAAAGAAAACAGGCAGUGUGGCAGGGUGAAUGCCCUGCCGGUGCACAGGUGUGUGUGGGAAAUAUUGGGUGGCAGGGAGGGGGUUAAAUUCCUCCCUGUCAAAACACGUGGGAAUGUUGAAUAAAUGAUUAAUGAUUAAUUAGACUCCGGUGUAUAAAUAAGGUGAUCACGGGUGGUGGAAGGGGUUAGUGUGUUUGAGGUAGUGUUGGUGUUAGCGGUAUGUGAUGAGUAUUUUUCGUGUUCUGCUCUGUGCCAUUUGUCCUGUGUUAUUUAUUCCUUGAGUGUUUUGUAUAGUCCUUUUGUUUUGGCCCUUGCGACGGUUAUUUUGUUAACGUGUUUUGUUCUGUGUUCUGUCUAGUGUUUGUUUAUUCUUAUUAUUUAUUAAAUAUGUGCAUCAGCUCUUCACUCGCAGUACUAUGUCCAUUCUCUUCCUGGUUUGACGUCAACCACAAGCCAUCCUUGUCACAAUAUCCUCCCUCUUCAAGCGGUACUUCAGUCUAAUUUCUUGAUCAGAAAGCAUGUCAAAGAUGCUGCACACUCAUCUGUGAGCCGAUGCCCUCUGUCGCUGUAACUGUCUCUGCCUAUGUCUUAAAUACACAGCAUGCAUUAGAGCAGCCACGGCAAUAUGAUGAGUCGUGUGAGCAACGUUAUAUGGAAACGCUGCUCCUGUCGUAUAUUCUGCUCCAGACGUCAUACUAGCCUGAUAGAACAUCGUAUUGGUAUAUAGAAACGAACCCCUGAUUAUGAUAAAUCAACAACACACAACUCAUACAUAAUACUUAUGACAAGCUCUCCCAGGUAUUGCAUUCACAUAACUUGUAACAUACAUUGGUUGAAGCUGGGUAGUGACUUCUUUAUAAAUGUUAUUGGUUAUUAAAAGAUGAGCAUGAUUUUGACUUUCAUUCUUUAGAGUUACUGUACAGUGUCACAGUUGGAGUUCACAGUGUGCAACAUUUAAUGAAUGCACAGUACAUGUUGAAUCUCAUGCUGAACUUGUAUAAUUAUUUGUAGUAAAAUCCUAUUUGAAGUCAGAGAAAGUAGUCAAGGUCUGAUAUCAGUGGGGAUUUUUUUUCUGUUACCCAUUCUAACACGACUGUUGCCCAUAUAAAUAACUGAUCCAGAACUAAAUAUGAUUUUGAAAAAUACUGUUCAAAAGCAGAACUUUAAUUAAAUAUUCUGUUUUUUCAGCAUGAGCUUCUCCUUCAUCUCUAUUUAACUUUUUUUUGGCAUGCAAGUUGAUGCAAUGUAAGCGCUUUAUUUUUAGGGUAAAAUAUAUCACACAUACACUCAUUACAAAUACAUAAAUAGAGCAGCAUUGUUUGUCAGUCAACAGAAAUCCAUACAAAACAUAUAAAGAUUUUCUAAUUUCUGUGACUACAGUAAUAUCAGCAGGUAAAAGAAAACACAAAGCUCAUUAGCAAGGUAGACAUAACCUUUCCACAUUUGUCUUAAACAAAACGUUCCUAGUUUUGGUACUGUAGUUUUUUGUAGUAUUUUAUCACAUAUUAUUAUUUGCAAAGACAAAUAGUUAACCAAAUGCAAUGCCUUUGCUGGUAAAGUUGUGGUCAGCUAAUGGUUCUGCAAUGAUUUCUUUAGAGCAGGGGUCUCCAAUCCUGGCCCUGGAGGGACGGUGUCCCUCCUGGUUUUUGUUCCAGCUGUUACUUAAUUGGACCAAU